Polychytrium aggregatum is the source of this 1057-nucleotide messenger RNA. RefSeq lists its product as uncharacterized. Lineage: Eukaryota; Fungi; Chytridiomycota; Chytridiomycetes; Polychytriales. The transcript has 3 exons. The record is from RefSeq and is a predicted model, not a curated record. The coding region runs from base 325 to 918 and encodes 197 amino acids.
AGAAGACCCGUGGGUGCAGGUCCCAGGUCGCCGGCACAUCUGGUGGAGACGCUGCUGGGUCGCUGGCCGCACGGGCUCCAUCUGCAUUUCGGGCAGUGCGCGCCAGAAGAGUUGCGAUCCGUCAAAGACCUGAGCGGAGACCCAGGACCCAGGACCCAGGGGCGGGCUGAGUGCCGAAGGCAGGUCGGCGCUCGUCAGGAUGACUGCGGGCAGAUACGAGGCAAUCAGGCCGCCCGGUUUGCUCCGACCUCUGCCUCCUGUUCUUCACGACCUUCUUUUCCCGCUCGGACCUAGACGAUAUCCACAACCAUCUCAACUCCAUCUAUGCUCGCUAUUCGUCGCUCGCUGUGUUCCCUGCAGAGGCCGUUGCCAUCGAUGGCGGUGCGUUGGCUGACCGCCUCGGCCACCGCCCUGAACGACCACGGCAAGAAGCCCAUCCACAGGACCGUCGGCGCAACCGCCCGAGACGGCGGUGGACGGGCGCUCGAGGUCCAGUCGAGCACGGCUGACCAUUCUUUCCGCUUCUCGGUCUCGGCCGUCUCGGGCUCCGAUCGACAGUCCCCGACGUCUCAAGAGUACCUGGUCGGUGCUCUGGCAGCCUCCGUGUCGCAUACGCUCCGCCAGCACUGCGAGCAGGACGCCAAGCUACCCCCGGUCGACCACAUUGUAGUGACAGCCGACCUGGAGACGAUUCCCUCUCGCGAGACCCAGGACCACCACAAAUCGCAUCGCAUCGAGCUCAAGGUCGAUCUCAUUGGGGCGCAUCUGACCCACAGCCAGAAAGUCAAGCUGGUGGGGCAUGUCCACGAAUCGCCCAUCUACCAGCUGCUCAACGAUGGCUCGCACAUCGAUCUGCUGCUCAAGGACGGCCCCAAGACCAAGCACAUCGCCCCCGCCGAAGCCGCCGAGGACCAUUGAGCCACAGCCCGGAGGAUUGCUGUCCGUUGCUUUCCGUCCUGGAGCCGGGUGCGGAGGGGAGGGGAGAGAGGGAGCGGGCUGCGCCUGAAGGUGCUGUCUUGGCUGAGUUCGAAUACAAUCCGAGCAAACCCGGCCCACA